UGAUAUAUUUUCGACAUCCCUAAUACACACUUGGACGGGGAGAGAAAAAUUAGGGCCACUGGGAAGGCUGAAGUCGCACACUUGCUUGGCUAGCUAAUCGAAUCGACUACAACGCGCUGCCGACGACCUCCCGCAGAUCAUCGCCAUCAGAAAACACGCGACGCGACCCAUCCUCGUCCACACCAGCAGCAAUUGAUCGAGUGUCAAGAAGCAGGACAAAUGGCGGAAAACGGAAUGCGUGUGCCAGGGUCAGCCGCGACGGCGGCAUCUUCCGCCGGAGCUGUGACCACCAGCAGCACCGGCACUAGUAACGGGGAGCACGAGAACGAACACAACGCCAGUGCCGACAGCGAGAAGGCCCAGCCGGCGCCGGCGAUCCAGAAGUACAUGCAGGAGCUGAUGACGGAGCGGUCCCGCAUGGAGAAUCACUUUCCGUUGGCAGUGAAGCUAAUCGAUGAGGCUCUGGAGCGCGUGCAACUGAACGGACGCAUCCCCACUAGAGACCAGUACGCCGAUGUCUACCAGCAGCGCACUAUCAAGUUGUCUCAGAAGGUGCACGUGCCCAUCAAGGAUAAGAAGUUCAACUAUGUGGGCAAACUACUGGGCCCCAAGGGCAACUCGCUGCGACGUCUGCAGGAGGAGACGCAGUGCAAGAUCGUCAUACUCGGCCGCUUCUCGAUGAAGGACCGAGCCCGCGAAGAGGAGCUGCGCAACUCUGCGGACGCUAAAUACGCCCACCUGAAUCUUCCGCUGCACGUCGAGGUGUCCACCAUUGCCCCGCCCGCUGAGGCGUAUGCCCGUGUGGCCUACGCCCUUGCCGAAAUCCGUCGCUACCUCACGCCGGAUAAGCACGACGAUAUCCGUCAGGAACAGUACCGGGAGCUCAUGGAGGACCCGGAGGCGGCCAAAAAGUUGACGCUGCGUCAGUUGCAGCAGCAGUCCAAUGCUGCGGCCACCGGAGCUGUUGGUGGGGGCGGAAACGGAGCAGCUGCCGGUUCGGGGGGUAAUAACGGCAAUGGUAACCAGCGCUCUGGCGGCAACUACAGACAAAAGUUUCCGCAGCAAUCGCACUAUCAUCACAACGACGAGACUGUCUACUAUCGCUCACACAAUAACGCCUACCACCAGCCAAAACCUUUUGUGCCAGCCGCCCAGAGGGGCAAUGCCAUGCACACCACCUUGCCGCCACAGGCAAUUGUGCGAGCCUCACCACCGGGCAUGGUUGUCAGCGCAGCCAGUUUCAAUGGUCGGAAUGCCGGGCUUGGCAACGCCGGCGGCGGUGGGAUCAUGGCCAACAGCAUCGUGGCUACUGGAGGUGGUAUUGGGGGCACUGUACCACCCAAUAUGCGCUACCGUCCCGCUGCCCCAUACCAGUUCGUCAAGAAAUAAUACGGACGGGAGGUAACACCGCCUGCUGCCGUUCGCUGUUUGUUCAACUAUUCCUCACCAUCAUUAAUGUCGUCCCAUCCAGAAGGAUUCACCACCAUACGCCAUCGCCAUGCCCAUCCAAACACCCGCAGUCACUGUCACAGUCAACCUCAUAUUCACAUCCAAACACACACACACACACUUCUCCAAAGGUAGAUGUAGUAAUUAUGAGAACAUUGGAAACUUGUCAUGCAUUGAGUUCAUCAGGAUUUCGGCGGAGUGGAAACCAAAGCGAAACGAAUGAGUAAAUGUAUGUUUAAGAAAACUAGCCUAAGUAGACGAAUGCUCCUAACAUCAAGAACACGACCCAACCAUCCAAAAAUGUAAAAGAAAAACGAAGAAAUGAUAGCAUCCACCCUCACACAAGCACAGGACCUGCUAGAACUCCUUGAGGAUCGGUAUAGGAAUCGGAAUCGGAAUCGGGAUCGGGAUCGGGAUGAGAGAAGUCUGCGAUCUGGAAACUUUGGAAGCGGUGUGUUGGGCUCAGCGAGCAUUUGGAAAUUAAUGAAAAGAAUUGAAGAUGAUGAGUACGGACCGAAUCGAAUGGAUGUAUUCAGGGAUGAUCCUAAUCGAGCCAGAUGUCCUUGUUUUGUUUUUCGUAUAUUAUUAUCACUUUAUUUUAUUAUUGACACAUACGAUGAUUUCAUCAACUUCUAAUUUAUAUCGAUGAUUAUAUAUAUAUACCACUUUAAUGUAAACAUUAAUACGUAUCCUCCCAGCCAGCGCUUAAUCCUUAACUCUGCUUUCUCCGAACCUGCGCCUAAGUUAUUCUACUUUUGUUUACGAUUUGAAGAGGAGGCUUUAUAAUUUUUUUUUUGUAUUUGUUACGUUGCCAGGACAAAGAAACCGACUAAACCGACUUCACAUAAUAUUGUAUAUGCAAGUAUAUAAAAGCUAUAUGAUUUGUAACACUUACAUAGUACACAGACCCACACCGAAUCACGUAUAUAUAAUAUAUUCGAAGCAUCAGCAUAUUCACGUAAAACUUAAACCAAAACCACAUUAGAAUCGCAAAUGAGAAUCUGCAGUCAUAUGUCUAUGUCUAUGCCAGGAUAACCUGGUGGACAUGGCAACCACAUCCGAUAGGAGAGAAUUAAGCAAACACAUGCAUACAUAAUUGUUAUUGUUGUUGAAAGCAACUAAAAUUGUAAUAGAAAUUAUGCAAAUAUACUUACGAAUAUGACGACAAAUGUUAA
Molecule: messenger RNA, 2624 nt
Organism: Drosophila bipectinata
Lineage: Eukaryota; Metazoa; Arthropoda; Insecta; Diptera; Drosophilidae
Gene: qkr58E-2
Product: quaking related 58E-2
Biological process (GO): regulation of alternative mRNA splicing, via spliceosome
Cellular component (GO): nucleus
Molecular function (GO): mRNA binding
Source: RefSeq, a predicted model, not a curated record